Molecule: messenger RNA, 441 nt
Organism: Ambispora gerdemannii
Lineage: Eukaryota; Fungi; Glomeromycota; Glomeromycetes; Archaeosporales; Ambisporaceae
Source: the annotation of a GenBank genome assembly
CUUGAAUGGAUGCUAAUUGGCUGCCCAAGUGAAAUCGGUUACUUUGUUUCAACAACUCGUGAUAAAGAAAUUAAAACUGGAUCUACAAUUCUAAGGUCAGAUAAUUUAGCAACAAUACAACAAUGGUCUUGCCGAAUAAAUCUUGACAGAUCUCUUUCUCCAUCUACUGUUGUUUCACUCAACGUCGAAUAUCCCACUACACGAAAAACGCCAAUUUUCAAAGCAAGUUAUCAGAUAUUACAAAAAUUUUAUCCAACUAUCGAGAUAAGAGUAGAGCCAAUCAAGAAUGAAUAUUUUGAAUUUUUGAAUGAGGGUGAAGAGAUUGCGAUUACAAUUCUAUGGUGUGUCUUAUUUGAAGGAUUACAAGGCGUUUUUAAUCAACAAGGAUAUCAUCAAGACGAACUCUUCCAAAAUUCUAAUUAUCAGGAAUAUCAUCAAGAC